AAUUUUAAAUUGAAUUUGGUCUGCACUCUCUUCUCACCGACGGCGAUGAGCCUUCACCGUCCUCCCUGACUCUGCCGUUGCUCUCGCUGCUCUCUCACCUUCGCGUCGUCGGCCACUCAACCUCUCCUUGAUAGUAGGUUCUCAAUCGCGCGCAUCUACCUGACUUUUCAUCAUCUCUCUCGAUAGAUCAGCGGCUCAGGGUAUUCUUGUAAGCAGUGGCUAAUUGAGAAGGGCAAAUGUAUAUGCAAAUAGACCUAUAGAAAGGUGGGAUGAUAUUGUUAUGUUGUGUGGGACAGAUAGAGCAACCGGUGAAGGUGCUGAAACAUUUGAAGAUGCUGAUGAAGCAAUGGUGGGAGAGGAUGAAAAUGAUGUAGAGUACUUAAUACCACCUGCUGCCCCACCAACACAGCCUUCCACAUCAUCUACAAUUGAGUCCCAUCAAAAGAAACGGAGGAAAGAUCCAUUGGUUGCUAUUGUUGUUGACAUUGCUUCAUCACUCAAGGAGUACAUGAACUUGAAAAAGAAACCAAGUGGUCAAGAGAUAUAUGAAGUGGUAUCAACAAUUUUGGGUCUUUCUCAACAAGAAAUAUUCAAGGCAGUCCAAUUGUUAUUAAAUGGUGAUCCUGAGCAAUUUUAUUUGCUAAAAUCACUUCCUGAUGACAAGAAAUAUGAUUGGUUGGCUUUCCUUUUAAGUUCAGAUUACGCUGACCUUCUUUCUCCUCCUGCUUGGCAUCAUACUCAUCCUCAUCAGCUGCUAGGCUCUUUGCAGGUUGGUGAACCUAGUUUGGGUUCUUCACGGAACGCUUUUGUUGGGUUCACAGAACCCAGUUCCUGGGUUAGUGGAACCCAGAUCUGGGUUCCGCGAAGAACCCAGUUGCUGGGUUCGCGAAACCCAGAUCUGGGUUCCGCGAGGAACCCAGUUGCUAGGACACCUGGAAAGAUUGGAACAGCUUACCUUCAGGCACCUGGGUUCUUUUCUUUUCUUUACCUUCAGGCGAACCCAGGAGCUGGGUUCGUCCUGAACCUAGGCAUCUGGGUUCAUCGCAAACCCGCGAGCUGGGUUCCUCGCGAACCUAACCUAGGUUCGCCUGGAGGUUCCGGAUCUCUUACUUCACCUUUCGUAAAGGUUUCUGCCACUCUAUCUAGCUUCUCUAGCAGAGCAAUUUAAGUGCCAGUUGAAGCUGGUUUCCUACUGCUCUCAGCCAUAUCUACUUCUCUUGGAAUUUGCUCGUCAGACACUUCAUUAGCUGUUUUCUCUGUGCUGCUCUGCUCUUGUGAUAGUGCUACACUUGAUUCCUAAUAUAAGAUAGAAACAUGA
Molecule: messenger RNA, 1318 nt
Organism: Rubroshorea leprosula
Lineage: Eukaryota; Viridiplantae; Streptophyta; Magnoliopsida; Malvales; Dipterocarpaceae
Source: the annotation of a GenBank genome assembly